This is a messenger RNA of Haliotis rubra (blacklip abalone), 2113 nucleotides long. RefSeq names its product protein RFT1 homolog. Gene Ontology annotation, biological process: glycolipid translocation; dolichol-linked oligosaccharide biosynthetic process. Lineage: Eukaryota; Metazoa; Mollusca; Gastropoda; Lepetellida; Haliotidae. Bases 465 to 2093 code for a protein of 542 amino acids. The transcript has 15 exons. The record is from RefSeq and is a predicted model, not a curated record. Gene Ontology annotation, cellular component: endoplasmic reticulum membrane.
AGUUCAAGAUGUCUGCGCCCAUGACGAAAUGACACCUGUCGAUGUGUGACUGGUGUCCUGUCGUAUGAUCAGCUGUUGAUGACACCUUUCAUUGUGAUCAUUAUGAAAAGGAGAGAACCUCAAAUGAUUGAAAUCAAAUUGACUUUACCCCCUCAUCAAUGUAUGAUACAAGUAGUGUAUUAAAUCGAAUCUAGAGGGUAGCCCCUCAAAAACAUCUGUCCAACCCAAACCAAGAGGGAGGUAUCGCAAAGUUCGCAGAUAAAUGCACUAUAUUUGACACCUUUUAUCUACAGUAUAAUUAUACGGGUAACUACUGAGCAGUGUAAGAUUUGAUGUGAAAGAAGAUGGAAUCUCAGAAAACCGGACUCUCACUAAUCGGGAUCUCUGGCAAUACUGGACCUUUCCAUCACAAUUGAACUGCUAUUUCCAUAUCAUCAAAUAAAUUGUGUACAGAUUCAAGCAAAAUGAAAUCCAGUUCGGACUUAUUGGCGGGUGCUGCCAAGGCUACCACCUACAACAUGGCUCUUCAGCUGAUGCUACGGGUGAUGACUUUCUUCUUGAAUGCAUUUGUUUUGAGAUUCAUCACCAAGGAUUUACUGGGUGUUGUUAAUGUCAGGUUGUUGCUUCUACACAGCACAGUGCUGUUUUUGUCCUGUGAGCCUUUUGACAAGGCCUGUCUGAGCAAACAGGAGAAGAAAGACUGGCGUCAAGUUGUCAACCUCAUGUGGUGUGCGGUGCCAAUCUCGCUGGUGUUUGCCACUGUAUUCAGCCUUGUCUGGAUGUUUGCUCUGGAGCUGCCGGAUCCAGAUGCUGUUCCGUACUAUAACGUUGGCGUUGUCUGUUUCUGUAUCACAUCAGUGCUGGAAUGUGUUGCUGAUCCUUUGUGGCUCGUUGCUAGGGCCCAUCUCUUCGUCAAGCUCAAGGUGCUGGCCUUCGGGGCAAAUCAGACCACUAAGUGUGUCCUCACUGUGCUGCUCAUAUACUUCUUCCCAUCUCUUGGACUACUGGCAUUUUGCAUUGCUCAGGUGACAGGAGCGGCUGUCUACUGUGUCGUCUACUACGCCUACUUCACAGUCUAUGUUACCAAGAAGAAAGACGAGGAUUUCCCUCUGAAGUCUGUGAGGGACUUUUUCCCCCAGAGGAUAAAUGGGAAGCCAUACUUUGACCGUCAGCUGACCGGGCUAGUGGGGAGUUUCUUCCAGCAGUCCCUGCUCAAACAGCUCCUCACAGAAGGGGAGAAAUAUGUGAUGACAUUCGUUGGAGCUCUCACGUUCGCUGAUCAAGGUGUGUAUGACGUCAUUAACAACCUUGGCUCCAUGGCUGCCAGGUUCAUCUUCCAACCUAUCGAGGAGAGUGGGAACCUGUUCUUCUCUCAGCUGCUGGUGCGAGGUAUCCCCGUUCACCAACAGAAGCAGGAUUCAGCAUUCCUGUGCAGCCAGGUACUGGCGUAUGUGUUGAAGACAGUCACCCUGAUUGGUCUAACAAUCCUGGUGUUUGGUCAGUCAUAUUCCUUCCUGGCAUUAGAUCUCUAUGGAGGAAGUAUUCUCAGCUCAGGGGCAGGGCCCUCUCUCCUGCGGUGGUACUGUCUGUAUGUCCUCUUCAUCGCCAUCAACGGCAUCACAGAAGGGUUUGUCUUUGCAACCAUGAGCAAGGAAGAUGUAGACAGGUACAACAAGAAGAUGUUUAUAUUUUCUGGAGUUUUUCUCCUCUCCUCCUGGCUCCUGACCAAGUUGCUGGGUAGUGUAGGCUUCAUCCUGGCUAACUGCUUCAACAUGCUUGUCCGGAUCCUACACAGUGUGUAUUUCACCCGGGGGUAUUACCGGCAGAGUUCUACCCAGCCCCUGUGGGAAGGCCGCCCCUCCCUCCUGGUGCUGGUCAGCCUUGGGGGGAGCCACCUCAUCAUGUACACAUCAGAGAAACUUCUCUGCUGUGACAAAGGCCUUUCCAGAAGAAUCCUUCAUAUUGCUAUUGGUGCUGGGUGCCUACUUGUAGUACUGUUAACAGUGUAUAUUUCUGAAAAGAAACUCAUAGCCUUUGUCAGAGACCAAUUUAAUAAGAGAAAACAUACAAGUAAUGAGAAAAAGAAGAGCUGAAUAAAAUUUUACCAUAUUUA